AACGACGGCGAUAGCUAUCAGUUGGCCGUGAGCCGUCAAGUGAGUCUGAGUUUGGUGGCUGGUGUAUGUAGCUUUGCAGCAUCGGGAGAAGCGAUCGAUUCUACGGAGCUGCGCUCUCUCGCACAUCGCUCUUCUCUGUUCAGAGCGUUUCGUCUCGGAGCAUGUCUUCGUGUAGACAGCGAGAGGUGAUCGAUUUACCACUCUCGUAUUGAGAGAUGUUAAAAUAAUCUCGGGACAAGAUAAUUAAAUCAAGUUCGAAACGUAAAACGAUUAGGAGAUACAGGAAGACGGUGACAAUCGUUAGGCACCCACGUGAUUAAUCGGAGGUGCCGCGCGAAGGUGUCGAUUCGAUACAAGGCUCUCGUGUGAGAUUCUGCAUCAGUGACAGGAGCUCGCCUCGCCGUACAGAAGUGUGACAGAGAAAAAGGGGUGGGGGAGAAGAGGGAGAGAGAGAGAAAGAGAGAAGAAAAGGAAAGAGGGCGGAAAAGAGGGAGGAGGGAGAGAGGAGGGAGGAAACCGAUCAAUGUUCACGUGACAAUCAACAACGCGAAGUGAAGUUGCCGCGAAAGGGUGCACGAACAACGGCCAUAUUCAAGGCGAGCCCGUUGUCGCUCCCGGUAAACGUAGGGUCGCAAAAACAGUCUCGUGAUUAUUCAUCGGGAUAGAACGCGGAACGUGGUAAAAGAGAACAAGGUAAACGACGAGAACGGGGAAGUGCAGCAAUUAAGUUCUUUUCAAUACUACGGUGACAGCGAUCCCUUCCAUCAUCUCGUCGAGAUGGAGUUCAAGUUCAACGUAAAUAAACUCUUGCCUAGAAAGAUCAACAAGGUCACGCACAAUCUGGUGCCGGAAGACUUCAAAGGUGAUCGACGUGAAUUGAACGAAUGUCAAAGAUUAUUGAGCAGAAUAUUGGACGAUAUGGGCGAGGCAUCAGCGAGAGCUCAAGGACUCAACAAACCAAUUACUAGCGCCCUUAAACUCCGAGAUACAGAUCACAUGGUUUAUUUGCUAGUAGAUAAUGAAGGGAACAAUGGACUCGGUAGUGUGGUGGGAUUACUGAAAACAGGAUCGAAAAAUUUGUUUCUGUUUGAUGAAAUGGGAGAGCAUUAUCAGCUGCAGGCGAGAUGUAUCUUGGAUUUCUACGUGCAUGAGUCGCGACAACGUAUGGGUUUGGGCAAUAUUCUCUAUCAGCACAUGUUAUCUGAGGAAAACAUUAGGCCAGUAAAAUUGGCAAUUGAUCGACCAUCGGAGAAGUUCUUAGCUUUUCUACGCAAAUACUACGGACUCUCGAAGAUUAUCCCACAGAACAAUAAAUUUGUCGUCUUUGAAGGAUUCUUUGAUGACGAGAGUCGAGACGUAAGGAGCAAUAGAUACAGUUUACCUCCAAGAGUGAACUUGGACGAUGGUACGCCGGGCAAUAAUGACAAUAACGGAAGGAACGGUGCUAGUCUCAACGGGGUACCAUACGUGGCAUCCAUUUCGCGCAGUUCAUUCGGUAGAUACGCUGCGGCGCGGCCGCCCUGCUCCAUGGCAAAUAUAAUCCAUAACACAGCGAUGCUUGGUCAAUCAGCCGAGCAUACUGGCAAUAGCAACAAUGGCAAUGUAUCGCCGCCUCCACCAUUGAAACUGGAGCGACCGCGUUCCUUGAGCCUCUACUCUGAAGAGGAGCAGAAACAACGUAGUCUCGAGAUGAACACCGUUCCGACGCCUGUUGUGCCGGAUAAUCAAACUAAGUCGUUCGUCCCCAUUCUAUUGGAAGCUGAAAAAACGGAAAAAAAUGUGAAACCAUCACCGUCGUGCAGUCAGGAAGUGGCCACUGGCACUAAUCAACACGGCCACUUGGAUCUUAAGUUCUACCAUUCCCCUUUAUGGUGAAAUGAUUUGGCUGAUACACAGUUUUCUUCGUUUUUUUU
Acromyrmex echinatior (Panamanian leafcutter ant) is the source of this 1913-nucleotide messenger RNA. RefSeq names its product alpha-tubulin N-acetyltransferase. Gene Ontology annotation, molecular function: tubulin N-acetyltransferase activity. Gene Ontology annotation, cellular component: microtubule. Gene Ontology annotation, biological process: alpha-tubulin acetylation. NCBI's taxonomy places the organism in Eukaryota, Metazoa, Arthropoda, Insecta, Hymenoptera, Formicidae. The record is from RefSeq and is a predicted model, not a curated record.